AUGAACAACGCUGAGUCAAGUGAUGCGCACCUCCCAAGCCGCGUACUGCAACAGGCAGGGGCAGAGUCUCAGCAGUCACAGGCUUCAACCGCACAAAUGUACGCCCGCCCCGAGCUUGCCUGUACCGAAACGAAGGGCGAAUAUUCUGUUGCGCUCCACAUCGUGGCAAUUUUUGUUCUUCUGGUCGCUUCUCUUAUUGGGACGAUGCUUCCGCUCGCAGGCAAAUACGUUUCGUUUCUUCAACUGCAACCCUUUUUAGUCGUUAUUGGGAAGUGCAUCUCCUCGGGGGUGGUGAUGGCCGUUGCCAUGGUACACAUGAUGAACCAUGGCGUUCUUGGCUUCAUGAAGGACUGUGUGCCGGAGUCUUUACAACAAUCGUUUGAUGCAUUUUCACUUUUGUUUGCGAUGAUUGCGGCGAUGCUGAUGCAUGCUUUGGAUGUGCUCAUGGAUUUAUUGCUUGAGAGUUGGGCAAAAAAUAACGCAAGCGAGGCUACAUCACAAAUAGAGCAAGCGCAAUUGCCAGAAAUGGAGACGACGACAACCGGGCAAGAAAUGCCGGGUGCAGGAUGCCACAACCAUGGGGGAAUUUACACAGCUCGACUAGACAGCGCGAAACGUAUCAUUGCGGCCGUAUUCAUGGAGUUUGGUUUGGCCUUGCACAGCGUGUUCCUGGGCCUUUCGGUGGGGGUUGCAAAUGAUUCCCAGACGCGGUCGCUCCUUGUGGCGCUGACAUUUCACCAGUUGUUUGAGGGCCUGGCGCUGGGCUCACGGCUCUCGGAAGCAUCCAUUAACUUCAGACUGGAGUUGCUGAUGACAUUUAUUUACGCCGUCUCUGUUCCAUUGGGCACCGUUGCGGGUCUUGUCACCCUGAAGACUUCCGACAUCUCCAUGACGGGCACGGGUUUCGUCACCACGCAGGCGGUGCUCGACUCGGUAUGUGGCGGCAUCCUGCUGUACCUUGGCUUCACUCUUAUUCUCAACGAUUUCAUGUCAGAUCUGCGGCAAUAUGCCGGGGUGAAUGCGGCGCAUCGUGGCUGGAAGCGCCUUGCGAUGUUUGUGGCACUGUGGGGAGGGGGAGCCGUCAUGACGCUCCUUGGGAAGUGGGCGUAG
This is a messenger RNA of Trypanosoma cruzi, 1110 nucleotides long. Its product is annotated as ZIP Zn transporter, putative. The transcript has a single exon. Gene Ontology annotation, molecular function: zinc ion transmembrane transporter activity. Gene Ontology annotation, cellular component: plasma membrane. Bases 1 to 1110 code for a protein of 369 amino acids. The record is from RefSeq and is a predicted model, not a curated record. Lineage: Eukaryota; Euglenozoa; Kinetoplastea; Trypanosomatida; Trypanosomatidae. Gene Ontology annotation, biological process: zinc ion transmembrane transport.